ACAUAAAAAGCAAAUCCAAAGCUGAAAGGUAGCUGAGUCCCCUUAUACAUAGACACUACUUGAGCUACAUUUUAGUAGAGUAAUGUCGAUGCAUUACUUGGUUUCUGUAUCUGUGACCUGCUUGGCUCUGGGAGUGGGAGCUAUCUUGGUCUUGAGAAGGAGGAACGGCGGCCGAACGUGCGAAGGAGCGAGGCUGCCACCGGGGUCGAGGGGCCUGCCGUUCAUUGGAGAGACGCUCCACUACUUGGCAGCGUCCUCAACUCUUGGGCUAUUGCCACCCUUCUUCGAGAAACGGUUGGAGAGGUACGGCCCCAUCUUCCGGACGAGCCUAGUCGGGGAGGACCUCGUCGUGUCGCUGGACGCGGAGCUGAACGCUCAUAUCCUGAAGCAGGAGGAGCGUGGCUUCCAGAUUUGGUACCCACCCUCCUUCAUGCGCGUCUUCGGCGCCGACAACAUCACCUCUAAGAUCGGCGUGCUCCACCGCCACAUGAGGACCCUUGUGCUCCGCCUCUUCGGCCACCAGACCAUCCGCUCCGUGCUGCUGCACGACGUGCAGCGGAGCGCGCGCGACGAGCUCCGCUCAUGGCUCGACCGCCCGGACGUCGAGGUCAGGACGGCCAUCUCCAGGAUGAUAUUUGGCGUCACUGCAAAGAAGCUGAUCAGCCAUGAUGAUGCAGCAUCAGGGGGAAGGUUGUGGGAAUGCUUCCACGACUGGACUUCGGGGCUACUCUCAUUCCCAGUUCCCAUUCCUGGCACAACUUUCUACAGAUGCAUGCAGGGACGCAAGAACGUUAUGAAGGUGCUGAAGCAGCAACUCGGUGAGCGUAGGAACGCAGCGGAGCGCGAGACCGUGGAUUUCUUCGAUCUUGUGAUCGAUGAAUUGAACAAGCCAAACCCUAUGAUGGACAAGAGCACCGCGUUGGACUUGCUGUUCGCGAUGCUCUUUGCAAGCCAUGAGACGACGUCGAUGGUAUUAACCGUCAUACUCAAGUAUUUGACGGACAACCCCAAAGCUUUGCAAGAACUAACAGAGGAGCAUGAAAGAAUCCUGGAAAGAAGGGUUGAUCGGGACUCCGAUAUCACGUGGGAGGAGUACAAGUCUAUGAAAUUCACAUCUCAUGUUAUACAUGAAUCUCUAAGGCUGGCAAACAUUGCUCUAGUCAUGUUCAGGAAAGCAGAUCAGGAUGUGCACACAAAUGGGUACACAAUUCCAAAAGGAUCAAAGAUCAUGAUCUGUCCACUAGCAUCGCACUUGAAUAUGAAGGUUUACGAGGACCCCUCAGUGUUCAAUCCAUGGAGAUGGAAGAAUAUUCCUGAACCAGUCGGUGCCUCUAAGGACUUUAUGGCCUUUGGGGGUGGUUUGCGGCUAUGUGCUGGUGCUGAUUUUUCCAAGAUGCAAAUGGCUAUGUUCCUCCAUUACUUGGUCAGAAAUUACAGGUGGAAAACCGUCAGUGGUGGGACAAUGGUAUUCUAUCCAGGGCUGCAAUUUCCAGAUGGCUUCCACAUCCAACUUCUUCCAAAAAUCUGAAAUGUGGUUCUAGAAACCCUAUCAAGAAAUUAUGCGCAUGGUAUUAACAAUUAUGUUAUGAGUAGUAGUUAUGACUAAAUAAAUACAAAUAAGAACAAUUAUAUUUAUAUUUAUAGGGUGAAGGAGAAAAGGCUUAAAGUUCAAUAAUGAUGUGAUAGAUUAUUCGACCAAACUAUGUUUCAAGAGCACUGGGCAAUAUUGUACUACAAUGAUAGCUAGUGAGAACUACUUGCUUUAUAAACAGAUCGAGGGAGUAUGUGUUUAAUUUUUUGAACUUAUAAACAAUAAUAGAGUAAAUUUCACCCCCUGUGUAACAACUAUGUUCGUGAGUACAAAUUGGUUAAACA
Molecule: messenger RNA, 1875 nt
Organism: Sorghum bicolor (sorghum)
Lineage: Eukaryota; Viridiplantae; Streptophyta; Magnoliopsida; Poales; Poaceae
Product: cytochrome P450 87A3
Exons: 8
Coding region: 83-1528 (481 amino acids)
Biological process (GO): sterol metabolic process
Molecular function (GO): heme binding; oxidoreductase activity, acting on paired donors, with incorporation or reduction of molecular oxygen; iron ion binding
Source: RefSeq, a predicted model, not a curated record